Arachis duranensis is the source of this 1943-nucleotide messenger RNA. Its product is annotated as delta(8)-fatty-acid desaturase 2-like. The coding region runs from base 336 to 1718 and encodes 460 amino acids. Gene Ontology annotation, biological process: lipid metabolic process. The record is from RefSeq and is a predicted model, not a curated record. Gene Ontology annotation, molecular function: oxidoreductase activity, acting on paired donors, with oxidation of a pair of donors resulting in the reduction of molecular oxygen to two molecules of water. The transcript has a single exon. NCBI's taxonomy places the organism in Eukaryota, Viridiplantae, Streptophyta, Magnoliopsida, Fabales, Fabaceae. Gene Ontology annotation, cellular component: membrane.
AACAAACCGAAGAUAUUGAACAGAGAUAUUAGGUACUUUGAAUUGGGUAUUAGAGAUCCCUCCUCAACCCCCCGAACGAUUCAAAUUACAAAUAUCACUUUCUAUGGGGUUGUCAUUCUGAACAACGACAACCCCAUUCCAGUUCAGAAAUACAAAGAAAAAAAAGGUGAUCCCUUUGGUUUUGCAUUGUAGAAUCAGAAACCAAACAACAUUAACAAACCCCACAUUUAUCCUUUUUUCUCUUCUUUUCACCGAUUCAUAUAUAUUAUAUACCCUUCUUUCAUUGUUCACAAUCUCAUUCUCAUUGUCGUCUCUUUCUUCUGUUGUUUUGGGAUAUGGAGGGUGAGAUUGAGAAGAAGAGCCAGCAGGAGCAGAAGAAGCAAAAAGAGUACAUAACGCAAGAAGAGUUAAGUCUCCACAACAAGCCAGGGGAUCUAUGGAUCUCAAUCCAAGGAAAAGUUUACAAUGUCACAGAUUGGGCCAAAGAACACCCUGGUGGUGAUGUUCCCAUUUUGUCCCUGGCUGGCCAAGAUGUCACAGAUGCAUUUAUAGCAUACCAUCCAGGAACUGCAUGGUCCUACCUUGACAAAUUCUUCACUGGCUACCAUCUCAAGGACUUCAAGGUCUCUGAGGUUUCAAGAGACUACAGGAACCUUGCUUCUCAGUUCUCGAAGCAUGGACUCUUUGAUAAGAAGAACCAUGUAACAUCUUUUACUUUCUUAUCGGUUUCAGUGAUGUUCCUGGUUGUGAUAUAUGGAGUUCUUUGGUGUCAGAGUGUUUGGGCCCAUUUGGGUUCCGGUAUGAUGCUUGGUUUGCUUUGGAUGCAAAGCGCUUAUGUGGGUCAUGAUUCCGGCCACUAUGUUGUUAUGACUAACAAAGGGUUUAACAAGCUUGCGCAGAUCGUUGCAGGGAACUGCUUGACUGGGAUCAGCAUUGCGUGGUGGAAAUGGACUCACAAUGCUCAUCACAUUGCCUGCAAUAGCCUUGAUCAUGACCCUGAUCUCCAGCACAUGCCGGUUUUUGCAGUCUCCUCGAGGUUCUUUAAUUCGAUUACUUCUCGUUUUUAUGGUAGGGAGUUGAAGUUUGAUUCUUUGGCGAGGUUCUUGAUUAGUUACCAGCAUUGGACUUUCUAUCCUGUUAUGUGCAUUGCUAGGAUCAACUUGUAUGUUCAGACUUUCUUGUUGUUGUUUUCAACUAAGCGGAGUGUGCCUGAUAGGGCAUUGAACAUAAUUGGGAUCCUUGUGUUUUGGACUUGGUUCCCUCUCCUUGUUUCCUGUUUGCCGAAUUGCGGCGAAAGGAUCAUGUUUGUGCUUGCUAGUUUUGCUGUUUGUUCUAUCCAGCAUAUUCAGUUCUGUUUGAACCAUUUCGCUGCAAAUGUGUAUCUUGGUAAGCCAAGUGGGAAUGAUUGGUUUGAGAAGCAGACGAGUGGGACGUUGGAUAUCAGUUGCGUGACUUGGAUGGAUUGGUUCUUUGGGGGUUUGCAGUUCCAGCUUGAGCACCAUUUGUUUCCGAGGUUGCCGAGGUGCCAAUUGAGGCAGAUUUCGCCUUUGGUACAGGCUCUCUGCAAGAAGCACAAUUUGCCUUACAGGAGUUUGUCGUUCUGGGAGGCAAAUCGGUGGACUAUUCGGACAUUAAGGAAGGCUGCUUUGCAAGCCAGGGACCUAACCAACCCUGCUCCCCAAAAUUUGUUGUGGGAAGCUGUUAAUACUCAUGGCUGAGGCACUUCAAUAUUUUUUUAUGGUUCAGAACAAUUUCAAGGUCUUUCUUAUUUUCAUUUUUAUUUUACUUUGUUUUCCUAUUGUCAGUUUGCUAGUUCCCUAAAAGCACUAAAUUGGGGAAUUGAGUUUGUUUCUAUUAGGUGUGUUGUAGAAACAAUGACCCUGCUGAUAUCACAGUGAUGUACUUUUAUUCAAUACAGAAUUUCAGAUCAGAUUUCUUUCUUA